This is a messenger RNA of Pelobates fuscus (common spadefoot toad), 2167 nucleotides long. RefSeq names its product ADP ribosylation factor like GTPase 4A (gene ARL4A). Gene Ontology annotation, molecular function: GTPase activity; GTP binding. The record is from RefSeq and is a predicted model, not a curated record. The coding region runs from base 385 to 1095 and encodes 236 amino acids. NCBI's taxonomy places the organism in Eukaryota, Metazoa, Chordata, Amphibia, Anura, Pelobatidae. The transcript has 2 exons. Gene Ontology annotation, cellular component: cytoplasm; plasma membrane. Gene Ontology annotation, biological process: vesicle-mediated transport; intracellular protein transport.
AGAGGGAGUCAGACAACGUUUUCAGCCAAUGAGCGUGGGCGCAGCGAGCUGGCCAAUCGGGUGGCUCGCCGCGGGGAGGGCGUGGCCAGGCUUCCAGUCACUUGCCUGGUACUGUGUUUGCUGGGUUCAGACUCUGCGCUCAGAGUCGGCGGGUGGUACUGAGGUUACGCGCUCCCUGGACACAGCCCCAGUCACUGCACCAACAGCGGGCGAGCAGCCACUCACGGCCACCUGGCAGGUUUUCCCUGAUUUCCCGGCCGCCGAUCUCGAUGUAUUCAGCAUGUUAGGGCACACUGGCGGCAUGCAUCGGGCCAGCUGGACUCACUAGCCGCAGGUUCUGGGCCACAGACUGAGUUUUGGAGUUAGCCAUCCUCUGAUUGCCGGAUGGUGCUAUGCAGAUUGCAAGGUAAUUUACCACCACUAAACCACUUGGCGAACUCAUCUGGAUAUAUUUCAACUUGUCAUUUUAAAAAAAUAUAUAAAAAUACAAAAAUGGGUAAUGGACUUUCAGAACAGAAUCCUAUUCUUAAUGGCUUAUCUACCUUUCAAGCCCUCCACAUUGUCAUUUUAGGUUUGGACUGUGCUGGAAAAACAACUGUACUGUACAGACUACAAUUUAAUGAAUUUGUUAAUACGGUGCCUACCAAAGGAUUUAAUGCAGAGAAAAUUAAAGUGCCACUUGGUAACUCCAAAACCGUAACUUUUCACUUUUGGGAUGUUGGUGGCCAGGAGAAAUUAAGACCACUCUGGAAGUCCUACACAAGGUGUACUGAUGGGAUUGUAUUUGUGGUAGACUCUGUGGACAUUGAGAGGAUGGAAGAAGCAAAAACGGAACUGUAUAAAAUUACUAAGACCUCAGAAAACCAGGGUGUUCCUGUAUUAAUAGUUGCUAAUAAACAGGACCUCAGGAACUCUCUGUCUCUUUCGGAAAUUGAGAAGAUGUUGGCACUAAAUGAACUCAGCUCAUCUACACCGUGGCAUCUCCAACCCACAUGUGCCAUCAUAGGCGAUGGUUUGAGGGAAGGAAUUGAGAAAUUGUAUGAAAUGAUCAUAAAGAGGCGAAAAAUGCUCAGGCAACAGAAAAAGAAAAGAUGACUCCAUUUUACUUUUAUGAUAUUGCGUUCUAGUUUGACAAGUAGUUUGGCCGUCAAAAUUUGACGUUAACCAGUCUGUAUCAGAUGUCUGGGCUGCCUGGUUUGAUGCUGUCUAAGCCUUGUUACAUCUUUCUUUUUCAGCUGGGUGGAAUCUCACUGUGGGAGAUCUGCCAAAUCCAACAACACUUCCAGUAUGUGUUUUCAUAAACAUCAGGAAAAUGUCUUUUGUACGUCAGUGGCUGAAAUAGAAUCUGGUCAUCGUGAAUGAUAAACUGUGAAUGUAUGCAAAGUGUUGAAUAAAACUUUAAAUUUUUGUAUUUUUGAAGAACCUCCUAUAAAGAAAUACAAUCUGAAGUACACGUCGAGGAGUCUAGCAGAUUUAGAAAUGUGGCAUAGGAUUUUUUUCUAUUCUAAAUCAUUUGUGGGUCAGUUGAUUUAUGUAUAUAGGGAAUAUCCUGUCCAAUGUGUUUAACUUAGAAAGUUUCUUUAAAAAGCAUAUACAUGCAGUGCAUGAAGGCUAUUUCUUCACUUUUUUUCCUCUACCACUGUCAAUUGGUUACAUCACAAGAAAUGCUAUGCAUUUAUACAGUAUUAUCUAAAUUUAGAGUUCUAGACACACAAGUCUAUGCUGCAUGUACAAUCUGGUUCCUAUGUGCUGUUUCCAAUACACAGCAGAGAGACAGAGGGAACCUUCACAUGAGCAUUUGCUGCUUUGUAGGAUAACAUGAAUUCUGCUAUAAAAGCACAAUUAUAACAAUUUAGGUUUUUUUUUAGUCUGUGAUUGAUUAGUCACUGGAAGGCAAACACUCCACAUAAUGUGAUGUCAAGCUUUUAUGCGCUUUUCUCCCCCACUGACUUGAUUUGUGACAUUUUCAGUUUCUUUUCCACUAGCUACACAGCGGUUACACAAUCUAAAUCUGUCAACUGUCCUGAGGGCAGAAAAAGCCUUACUGCCUGCUAUUCUCAAGGGUUAAUAUGGCACUUAUUAAGUAACUUAUGUGUCCUUGAUAUAGGUUCAGCGUGUCUGCAUCACUUAAAUUUAUUUUCUGUAUGUUUUACUCCAUACUUGAGCA